This is a messenger RNA of Vicia faba (fava bean), 372 nucleotides long. The record is from the annotation of a GenBank genome assembly. Lineage: Eukaryota; Viridiplantae; Streptophyta; Magnoliopsida; Fabales; Fabaceae.
AUGUGCAUUAUUGGAUUUACUAAUUGUGAACUGGUUUGGAUGCAGGUCGGGUUAUUGUUGAAAUGGACUGGUUUUGAAACAUUUGAAGCAGGGUUGGGAUUGUUGCAGCAAGGCUGGUGUUUAGUACUGAUCUUGUUCGACAAUUUGCUGGAACUGUUAGAAGUAGGUGAGAAAUUAGAAGUAAAAUUGUUGAAAUAUGUUGUUUUGUAUAGGGCAGGUCUCUGUUUGGAUUUUAUGGUGCAGGAUGAAUUUGUUGAAUUGGUCUUGUAUGACUUGACAAAAUUUGGCUUAUGUACCGGUUCUCUAUACAAAACGCAGGGCUGCACAAGUUUCAAUGAUAAAUUGAUUUGGAGCAUUACUUUGGAAGCAUGA